UGCUGAGAAUCACAAACGAACAGGGAAGUCAGGCCCUCAGGACUGGAUGUUGGGCUGAAAAUAUAAAACCAAGCAGUUCACUGGGAUAGUUGACGUGUCCAGUUGCUCUCGGCGAGCCAAGAUGUUUAAAAAACUUAAGCAGAAGAUAAACGAGGAGCAGUCGCCGCAGAGGAAUGCGCAGACACCACAGCAGCAGGCCCAGAUGGGCAGCGGAGAGCGGCGCAGCAGCCAGACACCGCCUGUCCAUCAUGACGGUUUGCCAUCUCCCAGUGACAGACAGAUGCUGGCCGGGAUGAUAGCAGAGCCCGCUUUUCUCUCUGAGUAUACUAUCUUUGCUCUGGACCAUUCAAACCGACCCAAAACGGCCCAGGUAGCCAGUGUGAAUGCCUCCAGAGGAGUUGCAAGAUCUCCCAGAGGCAGCAUCAAUGGAGAUGGAAGUGUUUCUCCUCAGAAGGAGGAGUCGCAGUCAUUUGCACAGAAGUUACAGCUGAAAGUUCCCUCAAUGGAGUCGCUGAUUCGUGGCGGUGCCACUCGAGCGGAAAGUCUGUUCCGCUCCUCAUCUAAAGAAAACCUGGUUCGGAGCUCCUCCCGCGAAUCGUUGACGCCUUUAGGAGAAAACGAGCCGUCUGGGCCCCCCGCGUACGAUCCUCCCUCGGACAUUGAGAGCGAAGCUGAGGAGCUGCCAGGAAACGCGGAGGCUCUUUCUAAAGAGCAGCUGGUGCAUCGAUUGCUUCAGGUGGAGAGGAGUUUGGGAAAGUACAGAGGGAAAUACUCAGAGCUUGUUACUGCAUAUCGCACAGUGCAGCGAGAAAAAGAGAAAACACAGGCCAUCCUCAGUCAGAGUCAAGAUAAAUCUCUGCGCAGAAUAGGAGAGCUUCGUGAGGAGCUUCAAAUGGACCAGCAGGCCAAGAAACACCUGCAAGAUGAGUUUGAUGCUACGCUGGAGGAGAAGGACCAGAUGAUCACUGUCCUUCAAACACAAGUUGCCUUGUUGAAAAAGCGAGUAAAGGGAGUUUCUGAUGGUGUACUGCCCGCUGAGGGUGAAGCCCUUCAUCCUGAAGCGUCUUCAGAUUCUACUGCUGCUGCUCAGAGUCCAUCAAAAGAACAAGAACUGGAACCAGAGACACCUGAGGUAGAGGGCAACAAUGAUCCAACCAAACUCAUGGAGGCUCUCCAGAAGAGGGUAAAGAGGCAAGAAAACCUGCUGCAGAAGUGCAAAGAAGUGAUGCGCACACACAAGGAACGGAGUGUGCAGCUGAGCAGCGAGAACGAAGCUCUGCAGGAGCAGCUCCAGGAGAGACUUCAGGAGCUGGAGAAAAUGAAGGACCUGCACACGACAGAAAAGACGAAGUUGAUCACUCAGCUGCGGGAUGCCAAGAAUCUCAUUGAGCAACUGGAGCAGGACAAGGGAAUGGUCAUUGCUGAAACCAAGCGGCAGAUGCAUGAGACUCUUGAAAUGAAAGAAGAGGAAGUCGCACAGUUACGCUCCAGACUCCAGCAGGCUGUCGCCCAGAAGGAAGAAUUACAAGAGCAGAAAGAAAAGGCUGAGAAAUCAGCGUUUGAAGAGCUUGAACGCGCUCUGGGUGUGGCGCAGAGGGCCGAGGAGGCCAGAAAACAGCUGCAGGUCCAGCUGGAGCAGCGAGUAGCAGAAGUGGAGAGAGCGAGUGAGGAGGAGAGGAAGAGUCUUCAGCAGGAGCUCACAAGAGUGAAACAGGAAGUCGUUACCAUCAUGAAGAAAUCAUCAGAAGAAACUGUGGCUAAUUUGGAAAAAGCCCACAGUGAAGCUUUAGCUGCUAAAGAAGAAGAAAUGAAGGAAAGAAUCAGCAAAGCAGUGGAGCAAUGCAAAGAUGAGUUUCAGCAGUUGGCAAAGGAACGAGAGCAGCAGGCGUCUCUAGCUCUGGAGGACUCAGAGUUACAGAAGACGGCGAUAAGGACAGAAGCUGACAAUAAAGUGAAAGACAUGCAGCUGGAGCUGGAGGCUGCAAGAACAAGGAUUUUGGAGAUGGAGAGCUCUGUGAACAAGACCUCACAAGAUGAAUCCAGUUUAUCUCAAGGUCUUUCCAGUCAGCUGCAGGAGCUGAAGAAUAACCACAAAGAGCAUAUCGCUGCACUAGAAGCAAAACACCAAGAGGAGAUGGAAAAGGACAAGGCGGCUCUGAUCCAUCAGCAUGAUGCUGCUUUAGAGGAAGUCAAGGAGAAACACAGAUUGGAAAUGGAGACUCUGCUGAAAGAAAAAGAGCUGCAGUUCCAGAGUCACGUUGAAGACAUGAACCAGAAAACGCUGGAGAAACUGGAUGGGAAGCAGGCAGAGCUGGAGGCACUUUCUGCUGAACUUUCAGAGGUUUUAAGCAGCAGGCAGACUCUGGAGGAGAAACUGGCAGCAGCUGAGGAGACUGCAAAGGCAACUCAACAAGAAUGUGAGCAAAAGCUGCAGGAUCAGGUAUCAAAGCACAGAGUUGAGCUUGAAAAUAUCAAACUUGCGCAUGAACAGUCUCUUGGAGGUGUAGAAAAAACGUUGAAGCAGGAGCUUAAUGCACUAAAAAUUGUUCUGAGGGAAAAGGAAAAAGAACUUGAAGACGUUCUUUUCAAAGAGAAAACCAUACAGGAGAAAGCACAUUCCACUGCACAAAACCUGGAAAUCAAGAUUAGAGAGGUUGAAGAGCUGCAGCAGAGUUUAUUGCAAACUCGGCAAGAAAUUAUGAGCUUAAAGGAAUCUAACACUCAGUUCAACACAACAUCAGAGGAUCUGGAUCAAUGUAGGAAAAGUUUGACAGAUCUGAACAAUCAGCUGGAAGUAGCAAACAACCAAUGUGAGGAAAAAGAGAAGAUGCUCCAAGCAAUGAGGACUCAGUUAGAAAAAACCAAACAGGAGCUCCUAGAAAAGGAGAAGGCUUAUGUAGCAGAACAGAAAAAAAAUCAAGAGGAGCAAAAGUGCCUUAAGAAACAGCUGGAUGAUGAAAAAGCAGCUCAUGAAAUCAAACUAAAGAAUACUAUAUCCGAGAUGGAAGCAAAGGUGAAAAAACAGGAAACAAAGAUGGAAAAGUUCAAGCAGAAGGCCAAAGAAAUGCAGGAGAGCUUUAAGAAAAAGCUACAAGAGAAUGAAGAAAAUAUAAAAAAGGAACUUGCAAAAAAAGAGGCGGAGCUUCAGCAGAAAGAGCAGCAAGUCCAAGAAAAAAUUGUAGAGAUGGCUCAGAAGAGUUCGCAGGGCCUCAGUAGUGCUGUGUCAGAACUGCAGGAAAACCAUAAGAAGGAGCUAGAGAAGCUGCUCACAACCCGAGCAGAAGAGAUGGAGGUGGUGGAGCGUCGCUGGCAGGAGAAACUGGCACAACAGGAGGAAGAACUCACAGAGAAACAUUCAGCCAUCCUCCAGGAGAAAGCUCAGGAAUUGGAGGAAACAUCUCAGCAGCUCAGCAGAAGCCGGGACGAGAACCAGCAAUCGUCUCAGGAAUUAAAGGACCUAAAAGAGGACCUGGCAAUCCGGGAAACCACUGUGCAGAAGCUGCAGGAAGAACUGAACGAAGCAGCCGUUAAACUCGAAGGUUUGUCUCAGGGAGAAGCGUUGCUGAAGGAGCAAAUGGAGUCGACGGAGAAGAACCUGAACCAGGCUCUAAAUGAGAGAAACGUCCUUCAAGACCAGCUAAAGACGGCAGAAGAAGAAAGCAGAGCAAGCAUAAAGACUCUGUCAGAAAAGUUGAACGAAGCAGAGAAGCAGCUUGAAGCAUUGGAAAGCUCCAGAUUGACAAACACUAAAGAUCUGGAGAGUAAAAUUGAGCAAACAUCCACACAACUACAAGCCAAGGAAGCUGAAUUCCAGCAGCAAUUAGAUAUAAUCCUCGACAAAAUGGAGCGCUACUGUAAGGAGGUUAAGUCUAAAGUGGAGUCUUCCUCUGAUGAACUCCAACAACGCGUUGAAUGUCGCGUGAAAGAGCUGAACGGUAGACUGCUGUGCAGUCAGGAGAAUGUGGGGCGCUUACAGAGCAUUUUCCACACCAAGUUGGACAGAAUUUGCACUUUAGAGGAGAAUGUCCUCCACCACACACAGGAGAACAAGAAUCUAUGCAUUUCAUUAGAACAGGCGACUGCUCAGGUAGAUGUUCACAUGGAGCAUAUCAAAGCCUUAACACAAGAGAGGGAGAACAGCUCUCUUUCAAUCAGCGAACAGCUUCAGAAAAUACAGGAGCUGAACGAAACCAACAGAAUCAUGUCGGAAAGUCUGAAAGCCAAUGAGCUUCUUGUCGCCGACUUGAAAAAUCAGCUUGUACGUAAUGUGGAAGACAAGGAGGAAGCCAUAAAUACACUGAAGCAGCAACAUGAAGAGGAGAGACGAGAAGGAAUGGAGAGGCUAGAGCAGGAGAGGAAGAGGGCGGAGGCAAAGGUCAACCAGGACGACGACACGAUUAAAUCUCUGCAGAUGAGGCUAGAAGAGUUGGAGAAAGAAAUCUCAGAGAAGAACGAAUCUCUGCAGAAAUUGGCAGCGAGCGUCGACAAUCAGUCCAUCAGCAAGUCUGAGAUGGACCAGGUGUUGAGUGAAAAAGAGCAGAAAGUCAGCGACCUCGCCUCAGAGCUCGACGGCUGCAUCGGCCGACUCUCGGAGCUGCAGGAGCGCUUCGAGGGGAAGACGAAAGAGUGCGAGCGUCUCGCCUCGGAGCUGAAACAGCAGCACAUCAGCAGCGAGGACCAAAAGAAAGAGCUGGUGGAGCAGCUGCAGCAGAUCCAGAUGCAGCGCGAUCAGAGUGGUCACAUGGAACAAGAGCUGGGAGAAAAGCUGAGCUCCCUCCAGGAGGAGAACACGAAGUGUAAACUUGCGCUUGAAAGUCAAAGGGAGGAAUUUGAAAGGAUGAAAGACGAGAUUAACAAGAGCAAAGAGGAGAGUCUCAAAGCGACUGAAGAGAGGUUAUCUGCAGAGAGCACUCGGAAGAUAUCAGAGCUGAAGAAGAAAGCUGAGCAGAAAAUUAGUCAGAUUAGAAAACAGCUGACGGCUCAGCUCGAGGAAAAAGAGGAGACGGUUAAAUCUCUCCAGAAUAGCCUGGAGGAAAACAGAAGCAGCGAAACUUUGUGCAAAAAGCAAAUAGAAACAUUGGAGGAGAAAACAAAAUCACUCGAAGAAGCUCUUGUGAAGCUUAAAGAAGAGCAGGAGAACAAGCUGGAGCAGAUUGUGAGUAAUGAGAGGCUAGAGAAAGAAAGAUGUUUAGAAGAGCAGAAAGUCGCAUAUGAAGACAAGCUGAUUUCUCUCCAGAAGGAGGCGGCACAACAGGUGGAGCUCCGAGAAACUGAAACAACGCUGCAACAACUCCAGGCAAGGCUAAAGGAAGUAGAGGAGCAAAAUGAAAACCUCCUCUCAGAAAUAAACUGUCUGAAAGCAGAAAUCAUUGAAAAAGAUGCCCAGCUCACUCAGAGAUCAAUGACUCCUCCUUACAAUGUCCAUCGUUCGUCAGAAAUGGAGGUGAAGGUGGAGUGUAGCAGUGUGCAGCAAACUAUGAAUGUGAUGGGAAACGAGGUGGCAAAUCAUUCUCCUAUGCACAAAGAAGAGGACGUCGAUGGUGAUUCUUUGCAAACUCUUAAAGACAAAGUGAGCCAGAUGAAGAACGAGAAGGAGAAGAUCCAGAAGGAUUUCGCCAGGCUGCAGAAAGACAUGAGGCAGCUGAGGAAGGAGCAUGAACACGACCUGGAGUAUGUGAAGAAAGAGCUGCUGGAGGAGAACGAGAAAAGGCUAAAACUGGAGCUUGAAGACGUGGAAAUGAAGCACAACUCUGCUAUAAAGCAACUAAUGAGAGAGUUCAACACACAAAUGGCUCUGAAAGAGAGAGAGCUUGACUCCUCUGUGAAAGAGACAAUAGCCAAGGCCCAGGCUGUCGAGACUGAACUCAUCAGCAGCCAUCGAGAUGAAGCCAGCCAGCUGAAGAAGCUCAUUUCCCAGAAGGAAGACGAUUUGCAAAGAACUGUGCAGAAAUAUGAGCAGGUUAUACAGAAUCGCGAGGAGGAGAUGGGAGACAGAGUGUGGCAGGUUCAGAAACAGCUGGAAGAGCUCCAGGCACGCUGUGAGAUCGCCUCAGAGGCAACCCCUGAGGACCUGAAGGCUCAGCUCGCUGAGAAGACGACUCUUCUGAGCGAGGCGAGGCUGAAGGAGCAGGAGUUCGUUGAGAGAAUUCACUCACUUGAAGACAAGAUCAAAUUUCUCCACCGCAGCCCUGUUGUAACUCAUCUUGGUGGGACAUACAAAGAUCCUGGGAUAAAUACCUCAGAUUCUCUGUCGGAGUCUACAGAGAUGGAGUACCUGAGGAAGGUGCUGUUUGAAUACAUGAUGGGACGGGAAACAAAAACGAUGGCCAAAGUGAUUACCUCCAUGCUCAAGUUUCCUCCAGACCAAGCGCAAAAGGUUUUGGAUAAAGAAGACUCCAAACCAAUUCCAUGGCUACGAUGAGAUUCUGUUUGAAUUGGGAACUUCAUGAUGAACAUCUGCUGCUGAAGGGGAAGUCUGCCAUGGAUUAUUUGAAGUCCUUCCCAAUGAAUAAUGUCUUUUUAUGUGUACGUGUGUGUAAGGUUGUGUAUCUGCGUGCACACUGUAGGACAUCAGUGUGUGUGGGCGUGUGCGUGUGUGUGUGAAAAUCUAUAAAUUUAUGAGGGAAUAGAAACACAAAUCUUCCAUAAUCCAGUUCUACUUCAAGAUUAAGUUAAAUUUAUGUUUUAAAUAAUGUUUUUGGGUUAUUUUAGGAUGUGUUUAUAUAAAAAAAAGGCUUGUGCAAUAAAUAAUAUCAAACACUAAUGCUGACAGUCACUUGAUUUAUAUGUUCCUGUGUAGUUCCUUCGUCUGAUUGGCUUCCUCUGUAAAGCUGCAAACGACCCUUUAACUGUGCACUUGUACCACAUGAAGACACUGACUGGUCUUUGGACCCGGUUUGUUCAAUGCAGCAUUUUUUACACUUUCUAUUUUGACACUAACUGAGACGCUUCAAAACUCCACAAAAUGUAAAUUGUAAAGAAAUAAAACAAUGUAACAUAGAGCCAUGACUUUGCUUUACAUUUUGAGGCUAACAAAUUAAAUCUUCUCUUCAAAUCAGA
Messenger RNA from Poeciliopsis prolifica (blackstripe livebearer), 7059 nucleotides. It is a transcript of the gene golga4, whose product is annotated as golgin A4. Gene Ontology annotation, biological process: Golgi vesicle transport. Gene Ontology annotation, molecular function: small GTPase binding. Gene Ontology annotation, cellular component: Golgi apparatus. The record is from RefSeq and is a predicted model, not a curated record. The transcript has 25 exons. Lineage: Eukaryota; Metazoa; Chordata; Actinopteri; Cyprinodontiformes; Poeciliidae. The coding region runs from base 122 to 6421 and encodes 2099 amino acids.